AUGAACACUGUCACUUGCAGGCCAAUCAGCAGUUAGCGUCUGGAGGGGUAGUGGGCGGUGCCCGCGAGUGGUAGCGGCUGCUGUAGUGUUUUCGGGAGAGAAGAUGGCGAUUCUCCGGGCUUGGGCACUUGUUUUCGGCUUGCUAUGGCCAUGGCUUCAUGUGGCUUUAGCUUCAGUUGGAUUUCUCAACCUGGAGGAAUUGUCGGAAAUGAAAUACGGCAUUGAAAUCCUAUCGGAGCCGGUUAUAAGAGGACAGAGCAAGUCUGACAACAUAGUGACAGUAUCCUCCAAAUACAAACAGAAUUAUGAGUGCAAACUCCCUGCUGUGGCAGUGAAGUUCCACCAGGACAGGGAGGAAGAACAGUCAUACUCUGGACUUGGGAUAUCAGACCUUCUGCGACCAAUGGAGGCAGCACCGUGCCUUAUAAAGACCAAAGACUGGUGGACCUAUGAAUUCUGUUAUGGAAAACACAUUCAGCAGUAUCAUAUUGAAGAGUCUGAGGUAAAAGGAGAUGUCUUAUUCCUUGGAUACUAUCAGUCUGAAUUUGACUGGAAUGAUGAAACCGCUAAGGCCUCCAAACAUCACAGGCUGAAGCGUUAUCAUAGCCAAAUGUAUGUGAACGGGUCCAAGUGUGAUCUUAAUGGAAAGUCCAGGGAAAUGGAAGUCAGGUUUAUGUGUGAAGAGGGCACCGGAGAUUACAUAGCCCGUGUGGAUGAACCUCAGUCUUGCGCAUAUGUUCUGACAGUACACACCACUCGCAUAUGCCACCAUCCCUUCUUGCGCCCUCCUUCCACGGGUACUCCACAGUCCAUAAAGUGUCACCCUGCACUCAGUCCAGAGCAAUAUGUUGAGUAUGUGAAAGCACAAGUCUCUGAUACAAAGCGUAUAGUGGAAGAAUUAUCAGAGGAACUGAAAACUCGAAACCUAAAAACUUUGGGGUCCAAGCCUUCGCCAUCUGUCCAUGAUGCUUUGUUCAGAAAUGAGAUAAAGUUACCAUCACAGCCUGACCAAUCUGAUGAACAAAGUGAAGAAGCUGGUUCCCAAGAACCCAUGAAACAGGAGAAUCUUGAAGAAGAAGGCCAUGUAGGGCAUGAAGAGGAAAACACAGAUUUUUGGAAUAAGGUGCUAAGACCAGAGGACAGAGAAACUGAUGCAGCCACUGAUUCAGAGGAGGAACUGCUUUUGAACCAGCAGACAACUGAGGAAUCCCAAGGUAUGCAUAACGGACUUCGUUAUAAAAUAAUAAGGAAUCCAGAAGACCUGGUGAAUUUUAUUGCAGAUCUAAAAAAUAAAAAUAAAAAGCAGGAAGAAGAAAACAUUGAUGCAGAGCAAAAGGAUGUGCAGAGCUCUCACAGUGAAAACGACUUGGGUAGUAAAUCUGAAACACAAGCAGAAGAUGAAAAAGAUGAACAGGUACUCUUGCAGGAAUUUGAGAAAGAGCUAGAGAGCAUCCUGUUGCCCAAGUCUGAGAUAUCAGACAAUGUGAAAACUGAAGUAAAGAAAGAGUUUGAUAAUAUUAUUGAUGAGGCCCAAGAGGAACUUGAGACUGACAGACUCAAAGGAGAAUUUGACAGAAAACAAGCAUCUAAGUCAUUAGCUACCACCCUAAAUAAAUUAAUAGAUAAAGUUGAGAAUACUGCAAAUGACAAGGGAGAAGGAACAGAACCUUUGGAAAGUGAUGAAGGCGUGCCUACAAGCACAUCUGAACCCACUGAUAAAGAGCCUUCUGAUGGUCGUGUUAAAGUCAGGGUCACUAAGAUCCAUCGGGGAAGCUUUGAGCAGAAAGAGAGAAAGGUGAGAGAGAUGAGCAACGAGAAUCCCCAGCUAAGACACAUUGAGAAUGUUGUUAAGGACCUGCUUGAGAAGGAAGGACUGAAGGCAGAAGGUAAAAUAGAAAUUAAGAUUCUUACAACUGCAGAAUUUGGUGAUGAAGAAUCCUUUUCAGAAGAGGACACCAAGAACCUGCAAGAUAUUAUUUUCAACUUACUGGUUCAGGGAACAGAAGAAGUUCACAAAGAAAGGAAACGGCAACAGCAGCUAGAGGACAACUACAGAUUUGUCUGGAACCAAAAUCAGGACGACCCCAAAAAUACAAGGACUGGUGGAGACACAGAUGAUGUUGAAUUUUAACCUACGCUGACUGGAUAUCUCCCGAUAAAACAAAAACUUGAAUGGACUAUACAAUAAACAUGAGCUUCGUAUCAAAUUUUUAGACCAAUAAACCGAAUUGGAUCAUGGCAAUAGUAACGCAAAAUCCUCGCAGGUCGUAGUUUUGCCUGCAAUAUGCAGAAGUCUAGGGAGAUUGCUAAACAUAGCAAAGCGUAGCUAGCAGUGGUUCCUCUAGCUUUCAGCAGUACUGUGAGAAUACUUUGAUAAUUCCAGGGAAAACUAAUGCUUCACACUGCACUAUGGGAAAUAAAUAUGCACUAUUUAUGGCUCCAUUCUUUAAUUUUUUGUAUGGGUAUGGCACAUAGGGCAUUUAUUAUCCCGACAACAAUUAGUGCCAGAAACCACAAUUAAUGUUGGUUCUUGGGCCAAAAAUACAUAUUAGAGUCACACUGAAGUCAGUGGCGGUUUCGGGCACUUUUCUGCUGGUUGUAAACUCCCUCUACUAAAUUAUCAUUUUUGGACUGAAUUCUUCAAUCAAAAACUAAAAUUAAACUAAAAUUCUUGAAAUAACAAAAAAAUCUUAAACUGUGGUAUUAUGUAACUCAGGAACCUUUGGUUAAUGUUUAUGAACCUUUGCAGUUAAGCUAUAUGCAAUGGCUUUGAAAUGUCCAGCAAUAAAUAUCAGACUAUUCACAUGCAAACCAGGACCUUGAUAUUUAUCUACAGUGCUUGUACUUUCAUUUUAGGAGAGUAGCAAGUAAUGGAAAGGUUACGGCUCUUUUCUGCUGUACCCACAAUGUUGCUUGUAGAUCUCAUUUUACUGGAAUCAGGCUUCAGAUAUGUUGGUAACUUCAAAAACCCUUUUAUUUAAAAUCAUCAUUCACAGCACAGAGAGCAGUUUAUGUGUGAGAGCAUAUUAGUGAAGCAUCCAUAUGCUGAUUAUAAUUAAUAAUGCAAUUAGCUUUUGGUGUAAAUAUAUUGUACCUGUUGCUUUAACUGUAGUUAUAUUUACAAAUGCUUAUUUAAUUCAUUUGUCCUAUACUGGAAUAAAAGCUAUGUGUCGCAAAGCACUGCUGUUCAGCCAGCCAUUAAGGUGACACAGAUAUAAGGCUUUAAUAUAAGCUAUUAAUGUGCCGGUUUUUUCUCUUCUCCUUUUAACUUUUUUUUUUUUAAAAAAAACUGUCCUUGGCUGAGGCCCAACAGGGGCAGGCCAGUCUGUCACUGAUGACGAUGGCUUGAAAAUAACUAUACAAGAAAAACUGUGCAUAGAACACAUUAAUAGUACUCAGAAAUUUGAAGCCAAAUGUAUGGCUUUUCAUUAAGGGGCGAAUUGAAAAUUGAAAAUUCAAAUUUUCGUUUUUUUUAUGGCCGAAACUGUCAAAUGUAACUAUGGAAUUGUUCAAAUUCGAUUCAAAUUUUGAUUUUCGAGAUUCUUGCCCUUUAAGAACUUGAAUUCGACUAUUCGCCACCUAAAACUUGCCGAAUUGCUGUUUAAGUCAAUUGGAGACGUUCUGGGAUCAAUUUGGAGUUGUUUUCAGCCUUCCUGACAUUCCAGUUUUUUUUCAGAGAAAAAAACUCGAAUAUAGUUUUUAAAACUGAAAUCGGAUUAGAUUAGCGUUUUUGACUCGAUCGUAUUCACCCGAGUUUAACAAAUUCGAUUUUUUUUAAAAAAAAAUAUUUUUGUUGGUUGAAUUUCGAGUUCAUGGGAGUUUUUAAAAAUUCGACUUUUGAUAAUUCUGGCCCUUACUGUCAGUUCAAUACAACAGCAGCAGAUCUUUAAUGCAGAUAUGUUAAUAACUCAUUAUUUUAGAAUCUUCAUUCUUCUUUUGCCAUGCUUAUUUGUAAUAUGCAUUCAUUUCCUAUAACCUUAUAAGCCAAUCACACAAGUGCAGUAGCUGAUAACAACCAAUCAGGUCUUUGCUUUCCGUUCUGCUGCUCAAGAGAUGGGCAUUCAGACCAACAUAAACUUCAUACUAUCCUUCAGAUAUGGUAGUAUACACUGGUGAGAAAUAGCUUGUGGCAAAUUGUUAUUAUUGGAUAUCCACUGCUGGUGUCCAUGUGCUGAUCUAAUGUGCAGGAUGCAUUUAAUUCAUAUAAUAACCAUAUUCUGUGCUACAAGCAGGGACCGAGGAAUAAUGUAAUGUUUUCAUGUUAUAUAUUGAGGGAAAGCAACAAAGUGCUAGAAAAUAUUCAAUGCGGAGACCAUAAAGCACCAAUAAUUGAAUGAAACGUGUCCGUAUUGCAUAUUCCUGUGUUUAGUUGGUUAAUGUAAUUUAUUUUUUAAAGAGUGUUGUUACAGGUAAUUAAACAAAAGUUGUUAAUUUUGUUUUUUAAGCUGUUAAGGUUUUUCUUAUACUUUUCUUCUGCAACUGAAUAAAGCAAUGUUUUUUCAAA
Molecule: messenger RNA, 4504 nt
Organism: Xenopus laevis (African clawed frog)
Lineage: Eukaryota; Metazoa; Chordata; Amphibia; Anura; Pipidae
Gene: os9.L
Product: osteosarcoma amplified 9, endoplasmic reticulum lectin L homeolog
Exons: 15
Coding region: 104-2131 (675 amino acids)
Biological process (GO): endoplasmic reticulum unfolded protein response; ERAD pathway; retrograde protein transport, ER to cytosol
Cellular component (GO): endoplasmic reticulum lumen
Source: RefSeq, a predicted model, not a curated record